This is a messenger RNA of Drosophila ficusphila, 2019 nucleotides long. It is a transcript of the gene Tif-IA, whose product is annotated as RNA polymerase I-specific transcription initiation factor RRN3. Gene Ontology annotation, cellular component: nucleus. The record is from RefSeq and is a predicted model, not a curated record. The transcript is spliced from 7 exons. Bases 115 to 1932 code for a protein of 605 amino acids. Gene Ontology annotation, biological process: transcription initiation at RNA polymerase I promoter. NCBI's taxonomy places the organism in Eukaryota, Metazoa, Arthropoda, Insecta, Diptera, Drosophilidae. Gene Ontology annotation, molecular function: RNA polymerase I core binding; RNA polymerase I general transcription initiation factor activity.
GUUUCUGGUCGUUUCAGCCGUGGCCAUAUGUUCUUAUAAUCAUAUUGUGGACUGAAGCUAUAGGGAAUCUAAUGAAAGAUUUUUAAUUCCGACUGUCUUUUUGUUGAUGACAACAUGUCCGCAUAUACCAACAAGUCGGGUGUGACAUCUAUUUUAAAAACAUUUUCCGCUGCGGCGAAAGCCAAAGCAGUGGCGGCAAACAAAGUUCGAUUUUCCACUCCUAAAGAAAAGGGUCUUGCUGAAUCAGUGCGAGUGGCCGUAGAAGAAGGAAAUUUUCAUUUCGUGAAGGAGUUUACCUUUUUUAUUCAGGAAGCUGAGCUAAACGAUGACGAAGUUUUGACAAUCAUUCAAGAUGCUAAAAGAAAUAUUCACAAUUUAACUCCUGAUUUUGUAAACCUGGUUGAGUCUCUGCUGUCACUUAGCUGGAAUAGACGCAAUUCUGAGAUUAUGGAAGCUUAUACUGAAUUUUGCGUUGACAUUAUGGUGGUUCAUAAUAGAUAUUUACCCAUUGGAGUGUCUAAAUUAAUUGUCCACUGGAUUCCUGACGACACGGACGCACAAGACUGGGUGAAUGGCUGUCCCCAGGAACAUACUCGAUAUCAGUUGAAACCUAUUCAUAGCGUAUUGAACCGCAUUUUAACUGCCGUGCCGAUGGCUUUUGAUGUAGUCAAUGAUGCCAUAUCUGCCAAAUUUCCUUAUUUCAAAAAACAACCUCAUGUUACGGCGGGGUAUCUGUUUAAUUUGCUUUGGCUAAUCGAGUACAAGCCGAUAUUUGAAGAAUUGACUUUGCAGCUGGUACUGCAAAAGCUUUUAAUAUUAGAUGUAAAUGCCCCGCGAGAUGAAAUUUUUGUGGAAACAGAAGAUGAUGGGGAAAUGGAUGCAGACAGCAUGUUCCAAAUAGAUGAUACAAACGCUGCUACAUUAGCGAACAAUGAAAAAACGGUGGACCAUCCUGUCGGCAAAACUUUAGAUGUAUGCCUUCUAAUGCUUUAUAAGUUCUUGGAAGACAAAUGUAGCAUUAAUCAACAAAGCAGCGACCAACAGCGUUGGAUGGCCAACCGCCUGUUUAAGAGUUUAAUGUAUAUAUUCGAUGAGGUUCUGUUGCCCAGCCACAACACCCAUCAUGUGCAAUUCUUGAUAUUUUAUGUCACUAGUAUUCGUUCGGCGUAUGCUGAGGCCUUUCUUAAUUCUCUCUGGCAAAAAGUUAAAAAUCCCAAUAUUUCGCCGAUUAUUCGCCACGCUGCAGUAGGUUACAUGGCUAGCUAUUUGGCUCGAGCCAAAUUUUUGCCACUAUGCACUGUUAUCUUUUACUUGAAAGAGAUGAGUAAUUGGGCUCAUACCUAUAUAGACGACUCGGAUGCGAAUAGCCAGUCUGGCUCGAUGAAGGCAAACUUGGUUUUCUACUCAGUAUGCCAGGCCGUAUUUUAUUUGAUUGCGUUUCGUGCAACAGAUUUGACUGCUACUUCAACGGACUUGCUUUUCUUACAGUCUCUUCAACUUUCCCGUCUCGCUAUGUGUCAUUUAAAUCCUUUGCGAUAUUGUCUAGCACCAGUGGCUACAGCCUUUGCUGGUGUAACAAGAACUUACCAGCUGGCCUACUGUCACACUGUUUUGGAGCGCAACGCUCGUCGGAAACUAGCCACGGUGUACGGCCAUGAAAAAAGUAUGCCCGAGGAGACGCUCGAAACUUUUUUUCCUUUUGAGCCUUAUUUGCUAAAGUUAUCGAAUAAAUAUAUUGAGAACAUCUACAUGGCUUAUAAUGGCAGUGACGCCGACGAUGACUGUAUGAACGAAUCUGCGGAGGGUCUUCCUUCACGAAAACGUGGUGACUCUGAGAUGGUCGAAGAAGAUGAAUUUAUUAUAGCGGACAAACGUCAAAAAGAACUGUCCAGAAGCCAAGAGUUAGAAAAACAUUUUCAGUUUGCAUCUUAGCCCAGACUUAGUACUAAAUUCUUUGUUAUUUAUUUUGCGGAGUUUUUUUUUAUAUUUAAAUAAAUAUAAUGCUUUUCUAUAAAUUGA